Molecule: messenger RNA, 4919 nt
Organism: Gadus macrocephalus (Pacific cod)
Lineage: Eukaryota; Metazoa; Chordata; Actinopteri; Gadiformes; Gadidae
Product: sodium/potassium/calcium exchanger 2
Exons: 5
Coding region: 1-912 (303 amino acids)
Biological process (GO): calcium ion transmembrane transport; long-term synaptic potentiation; long-term synaptic depression
Cellular component (GO): membrane
Molecular function (GO): calcium, potassium:sodium antiporter activity; calcium channel activity
Source: RefSeq, a predicted model, not a curated record
AUGCAACGCGGCGCAGCUUUUGUUUGGCUGCGGCUGAUCGCCAAGGUUACGGGGCAGGAGCCUUGGCUUGUCAGGGCGAGAGGGAAGAGGCAUCAGGCCAACUUCCAGAAGCCCCUUGCUCUGCUCUUUCUGGGGGCCGCGCUGGGGUACGUCUUCAGCGAGGUCAACGCCAAUCGAGAGGAUUCGGGCACAGUCAUUCUUCGGUCAACCUCACAACACCUGACUCACUGCGUCCUGUUCUGUGUGUGUUCUCUGCUCCUCUUCCUCCAGGCUGAAGACGAAGAGGAGGAGGACCAGCCUCUGAGCCUGUCCUGGCCCGAGACCUACCGCAAGCGCUUCACCUACAUGGUCGUCAUGCCGAUCGUUCUCCCCCUCUGGCUCACACUGCCCGACGUCAGGAAGAACUCGGCCCAGAAGUUCUUCCCCAUCUCCUUCAUCGGCUCCAUCGUGUGGAUCGCAGCCUUCUCCUACCUGAUGGUGUGGUGGGCCCACCAGGUGGGCGAGACCAUGGGCAUCACUGAGGAGAUCAUGGGGCUGACCAUCCUGGCGGCAGGGACCUCCAUCCCUGACCUCAUCACCAGCGUCAUCGUGGCCCGCAAGGGGCUGGGCGACAUGGCCGUGUCCAGCUCCGUGGGCUCCAACAUCUUCGACAUUACCAUCGGGCUGCCCUUCCCGUGGCUGAUGUGGUCCUUCAUCAACGGGCUGCAGCCGGUGAAGGUGAGCUCCAACGGGCUCUUCUGCGCCAUCGUCCUCCUCUUCCUCAUGCUCAUCUUCGUCAUCAUCUCCAUCGCCGCGUGUAAGUGGCGCAUGAGCAAGCUGCUGGGCUUCAUCAUGUUCCUGCUCUACUUCGCCUUCCUGGUGGUCAGCGUCAUGCUGGAGAAGAAGAUCAUCGCCUGCCCCAUCUCCAUCUGAGCGCCCCCCCCCCCCCCUCCCCCGCCCCCCCCCCACCACCACUACCCCAAGCCCUCCCCCCUCCGACCCCGACGUCCCCCCCCACCCCACCUUCGGACCUCGGAGCCAUCGUUUAGCCUCAUGGCCGCCACCGCCACCAUCGUCCUUUAUACGUCCUGCCCGGGUCGGUUGCUCAACACUCCCCCCCCCCCCCCCUCCCCUCGUCGUAGCCUCUCGCCCUUCCUGGCCCCCCCGCCCCCCCCCCCUCCUCCACCCCCAACCCCCACGCCCCCAGCCGGCGAAUCCCCGCCCAGCAGGACUCCCUCACGGGGAGCCGAGCCGGCGGCGCCGCAGGAGACGAGAGGCACCAGGGGAACGGGGGUGUUCCCCCAGGAGGGGCAGGAGGCCGGCGGACAGACCGGCCCAGCGGGUUGGGGUUCCCCUGGUGUUCAAGCAGGAAGCUGGGGCGCGGAGAGGGGCAGGGGUGGGCGGGGGGGGGGGGGACACUUAAGGUUGAGGCAGCGAAAACGCCGGUGCCACGCCGGGUCAGAGAGAGAGACAGCGGUCUGGAACGGCGUGGGUGGAUGCACAACGAAGUGCACCGUCACUCCUAAUGCUGGUUUAUAGGGGGGGGGGGGGGGGGGAGCUGAGGGCGGGGUCGACAGCUCAGCGGCCUCCGGAGACGGCGAGGUUCAGAGGAGACAGGCCGGCGAUACACAAAGGAUUUACUGAAGAGCUGAUUGGAGGAGGAGGGAAGGGAGGAGGGGGGAGGGGGGGGGCUGGGGGGGGCUGCAUGGCUCGGCGUUAAGGAUGGCGUCAAGGCUUGGGGGAAGUGGGAAACAAAACAAAACAAAAGUACGGUACCAUGGCGACGGUCCGGCGCAGCGCGGACGACCACGGCGGACACGGCCGUGACGUCUCGCAUGCGACGACCGACGGGCAAGAUGAACUUAUUUUCACUUUUUUCCACACUCAUCACCGGCCCCUGACAGAAGCCCCUCCCCCAACGAGAUGUCACUUUUUAUACACGCCACUGAAUGUCUCUCUCUCUCUCUCUCUCUCUCUCUCUCUCUCUCUCUCUCUCUCUCUCUCUCUCCCUCUCCCUCUCCCUCUCCCUCUCUCUCUCUCUCUCUCUCUCUCUCUCUCUCUCUCUCGCGCGCUCUGCGGAAGUUUCCCUUGCAUUUAUUCAUUGACUGAGUUUAUUUAUUUAUUUAUUUAUUUAUUUAUUGGGAUGCAGAGUCGUCCUGACUGAUAGACGUAGCAGAAGUUGAACUGUAGCAGUGUUAGGCCUCGGGUCCGAUCCGUUCAAGUUCCUCUCUUGGGUUUGCAGACGUUUGCGUAUUAACUUUCGCCGUGAGACGCACAUGUUCCCAUCGGUCAAAGAAAAAGAAAAAGAAUAAUAUUAGUAGUGCUUGCAGUGGCUUCCCAUAUACUCACCCAUGAUUACCGUGAACUAAGCAGGUUGGAGAAAAAAAUAACAUCAACAAACAAUACAUACAGACAGUGUGACACUGAUUUAGUAAUUGUUGGAGAUGUAUGCCGGGACUUCUGAAUCUUUUCACUGGUUGAAAAAGGACAAAACCGCCGAAUCAGUGAGGAGAUAACGACAUGUGUGUGUGUGUGGAAGACGACAGCCCAUAGCUCAAUGUUGACCGCAGUCGUGGUUGAUUAGAGUAGUGUGUGCAGUGCGCUUCGUUCAAUCCAAUAGGAAUCCAGCUCACCGGGUCACCCGCUACGGCAACACAUUCACACACACACACACACACACACACACACACACACACACACACACACACACACACACACACACACACACACACACACACACGAGCACACAAACGCAAACACACACACACACUGAGUGGAGGAGUGCAAAAUGCAUGUAUAAAAAAAUUAAUAAAGACAUUUUUUUGGAGAGAAGACGUAAUAUAUACCAAUCAACCUUUAACGAGUUAAAAACCAAAAAUGUAUACCUUUUGAGCAAAACAAACGUAUACUACUUUUCAAAACGUGUCAAACUCACGAGUUGCUUCAUGCAAAACACAGCUCCACCUAUAAGUAGAACAAUGUUAAAAUGUGCGGUCGCUGAUAUCUAGCAAUUGUGUGCAAUUUCCUUUCUAACCACCGGGUGCUCUUGUCUGCAUGUGUGCAAUCUGUAUAUUAAAGCAUCACACUCCUACCGUUCCCCGCGAUUAAUCGACAAAUAUGUUACACUAUCAGUAUUUUGCAACGAAUAGCAAAAAAAAACAUGGAGAAAAAAAAAAGUGUUUUAUAUGGAAAAACUGAAAAACGUUUGUUAUGCCAUGAGCAACUCUUAUGCAGUCGUCAUUGAAAAUCUCUACUAAGCUACGUUGAAUGUGUGCACCACAAACCUAAUAGCAAUAUAUUCUGUGUAUCGACAAGAAAAGCAUUGCCACCCCUAUCCCCCCCAUCGAACGACCCUGUGUCCUUCCUCUUGUCUGUGGUGACCCCUCCACCCACCUCCAGCCACCCUCACCCGCCCUCCCCCACUGCCGAAAAAGAUAACCCCCACCCCUUUAAAAAAGCGAACCCCAAAACACUGAACCCCAAAACCUCCCGUGUACGUUUUCCUCUUAGAACUUUAAACGGCAAGAAACAUCUGCUUUACCUCAGCACAGUCUGUACAGUUAGCCAUUUAGAAUCUCUGUAAAAUAAUAGAAGAUAGAUUAUUUGAAUGUGUGAGGGGGGGGGGGGGGGUUGUGGGGAGGGGGGAUUUGGGGAGGGAGGGGGGGGGGGGGAGAAGUGCAUGCAUGGAACUUGGGCUGGUUACCCAUUUGAGUGUACAGGUGAGCUAGACCAAUUUAUUCAACUCUGUUCAUUUGUAUGAAUCCCGUUCCACACAGGACACGUCGGGCGAGGUCACGCUUUUACUUUGUAAAUAAGAAUCUCCGCUUUCGCCGCUAAGAAUUGCCCCCCUCCCCGGGACCUGAGAUAUCCAAGCGGUUUGCGCGCGGUGGUGAAUUAUUUACGAUAUAUUUUACUAUUUAUUGAUCGAUGGAUCGGGAUGGGGUGACGAUGAGUACGAGGAAUGACACAAAACACUUAUUUUGAACUUAGUACCGUUGAAACUCUCGGAUUUAUAUGCAUUAGACUCUCAGAAUAUUUGGAAGACAUGGGCUUUAAAUACGGCCUCCUUGCGUGUAUCAGUUUAUCAAUCAAAGUUACGAUUAUUUUUACCACACAUUCACCCUUUUUCCGUUCCUUCUUUUCGUCAUUUGGGUACACACGCACUUGUGUUGAUGGGCAAAAGGAAUCGUACCACAUGUUUACCCGCUCACAGUGGAGCGAGUCACAUGGCACAGGGCUCCACAGACCUGUUCUUCAUCCGGUCGUCCGCCUGGAAAUGCAAUGGACCUCAGUUUAAAAACAGCUAUUUUGGUAUUCCUUUUUCUAUUAGACUUUAUGAAAGACUUUUAUAAUCAUAGAUAUGUAUGCAGCACUCGAAGCCCAUUUCACUGCUCAUCUCAAUCUACACUGCGCCCCCAGCACCUCGAUUCGUUCUUCGUCCCUUUUCUUUACUUAGGUCAAAGGUUAUCAGUCCUACCACGCGAACCAUCCCGACGGAACGGCCAUUUUAGGGUUCCGUGGCGUUACUCUUUAUUAUUGCAGCGUCUUCAGACUAACGUGUGUGUGUGUGUGUGCGCUCAUUUUCCCCAUCUCACAAAUAGGUUUUUUUCUUCUUCUUUUCAUUUUUUUCUGUAGUUUUCAUGAUGUAUUUGUGUGAGAACCGGGAGCUAGCGAGAUUGUAAAUCAACGGGUUUGGCAUGAGGCUGGCAGCCACUGCAGUGGCCGGGGUCGUAGGGUAUGCAACAGAGAAUCGUUGAGACCAAGAGUUCACAUUUGCAUUGUAAAUGUUUUUAUUUUCUGUGUUAUUGUAAGAUUGACUUAGGAUGUACAUAUAUACAGAUCCAAAAUAACCAUAUAACCUAUAUGUGUAAAAGCAACAUGUCUCUUUAUGUAAAGACACAAAGUGUAAGACAAAACUAAUAAAGAUGAUACAGAAAAUA